Messenger RNA from Aspergillus sclerotioniger CBS 115572, 1176 nucleotides. Its product is annotated as cytochrome b5 reductase family protein. The transcript has a single exon. NCBI's taxonomy places the organism in Eukaryota, Fungi, Ascomycota, Eurotiomycetes, Eurotiales, Aspergillaceae. The record is from RefSeq and is a predicted model, not a curated record. Gene Ontology annotation, molecular function: oxidoreductase activity. The coding region runs from base 1 to 1176 and encodes 391 amino acids.
AUGAAGCCCCGCGGUUCCCCUCAGGGUCUGCUCCGGUUCAAUGUGCCGUCCACAGCCGCGAGGCUCGUGAUACGACCCCCGAGGCGCUUUGCUUCCCACGCAUCGCCUUCCCCUUCACCCCCUCCUUCAUCUUCUCCCUCUACUCCGUCGCCAAAGCAGCAGCGAUGGCUGCGACUUGCCUUCAUAACGGCCGCUGCGGCAGGAAUUGGCGCACUCGUCAGGUCGCAACAGGGUCCCGACUCAUCGACCCUGAAUCCGGUCAAAUUCACCCCAUACUAUCUAGUGUCCCGCGAGCCAGUCUCAUCAACCGGGAGCUUUUUCAUUCUUCAGCCGCCAAAGGAGGAUGGAAGCAACAAUGCAGUCUACGAAGGGGCAUGGAAGACGGGUGUCUGGAGCGUGAUGUUUAAGCAGCCACAGCUGCAGAUCGGAAGAGACUACACACCUCUGCCAUCCACCUCGUCGGGGGAAGAAGACGAUGAGUGUCUGCGCUUUUUCAUCCGGAAAGACCCCUUCGGUGAGGUCUCCCGCUACCUGCAUAGCCUGGAUAUCGGUGCACCUAUUGAAGUACGUGGCCCACGAAUUGAAUGUGAGAUUCCUUCGGAUACACGGCAGAUCUUGUUCAUCGCCGGGGGCACAGGGAUUGCCCCUGCAUUGCAAGCCGGACAUACGCUUCUUCGCCGCACAAGUCCGACCCACAAGCCCAAAAUACAUAUCCUUUGGGCCAACAGAAGAAGGGAAGACUGCGUUGGCGGUGUGAGUGAGACAACUACAACUACAGCGGCGCCCCAAAGGUCAUGGCUCUCCGGCUUUUCCACAUCUUUGAAGGACAAACACACUCCCAUUUAUCCACCGAAGGCUGCUGACACUUCGUUGAUUGUCCGGGAAUUGGAGGCUCUUCAAUCGCAAUAUCCUGGACAGGUGAGCGUGGAUUACUUUGUCGAUGAGGAAGGCACCAGCAUCGGGAAGCAGUCCAUUUUGGACUCUACCAGCAGUGCGCUGUCUUCCAAGGAGCCGGGUAAAGGGAAACACAACCUCAUUCUGGUCUCUGGACCAGAGGGCUUCAUUAGCUACAUGGCAGGACCAAAGCUCUGGGCUCAGGGGAUGGAACUGCAGGGUCCACUUCGGGGGAUUCUAAAAGAAUUGGACCUAAAGAAUUGGGCCGUAUGGAAGUUGUAA